UCCCCAUCUCUCAAUAGUCAACACACACACCUCUCCUCUCCUUUCCCUGUCCCUCUCAAUGCACACACAUUUACUACAGCAGACGUACACAGCGAAUACAGAGGAGCGACAGACAGAACAGCACAAGGAAGGAAAGGAAGGAAGCUGAGCAGAGCAUUUGCAAAGCAUAAUGGCUCCAUACUAGCCAGAGAGAGAGAGAGAGAGAGAGAGAGAGAGUUUCCAAGGAAGAGGAGGACCCGAGGAAGAAGAAGAAGCCAGCCAGCAGCAGGGGAAGCAGGGAGCUGACACCAACCCACCACCAUCAAUGGUGGAGCCACAGCCACCUCCAGUAGCAGCUACUGUACCUGUACGGGGCCUCAAAUGCCGCGGUGGCGACGCUGCCGCGGAGCCGGCUAUGGCGGGGACCCCGAAUCGGGGCCAAGAACGGGGUGGGGAGGAGGGGGAGGAGGAGGAGAAGGCGGUGCUGCGGCGAGGGCUCGCGGCGGCACGGGCGAGGAGGAAGGCAGGGCCGAUCACGCCGUCCCCGUCGUGGAAGCUGGAGGCCUCGCCGCCGCGGCCGGAGGAGCCGGUGGCGGAUUCCUCCGCGGCCGCCGCGGCGGCGGGGGCGAUGGGGAGGAGGAGCUCGGCCGUCGCGGCCUCCGCGCGGCAGCUGGGCGCCACGCUGUGGGAGAUCCGGGACGUCAUCAAGGUCGCCGGCGCCGGGCGACGGAUCCGGCGGCGCGGGCGGAGGGGUGGCGUCGCCGGCGACGACGACGAGGCGGAUCGGCCACAGAGUUCAUGUGGUGGUGGUGAGCAUCUCUCAACAUCAUUGAUGGAACAUGACAAAUUACAUGGAGAGAGAUGUCAUGCAAGGCAGUCUCUUUCGCCUGCAAGUUACACUAGCUCAAUUGGGGCUGCUACCAUCAACAUUGUCAGUCCUACUCGAUCGCUGGAUCGCAGGGCUAGAUUUAGGGAAGCAGGUAGCCAGCUUAAAACGUCAACGGAACUAUUAAAAGUUCUAAAUCGGAUUUGGAGCUUGGAAGAACAGCAUGCGGCUGAUGUGUUAGCAAUGAAGGGAUUGAAAUCAGAAUUGCAACAUGCUCAUGCACGAGUUCAAGAGCUUUUGCAAGAGAGGCGGAGGUAUCACUAUGAAAUCGAUUCGCUGGUAAGACAAGUAUCUGAAGAUAAAAUGACCCAGAAAAGCAAGGAUCAAGAGAAGGUCAAAGCAGCCCUUAGAUCACUGCAAGAGGAAAUUGAAGACGAGAGACAUCUGAGAAAACAUUCUGAGAGUCUCCACAGGAAGCUAAAAAAGGAACUGUCUGAGAUGAAAUCAGCAUUUGUUAAGGCUGUAAAGGAUCUGGAGAAAGAGAAGAAAGCAACUCACCUAUUAGAAAAUCUCUGUGAUGAAUUUGCAUUUGGAAUAAGAAACUAUGAAGAAGAAGUAAGGUUGUUAAAGCAAAAGCAUAUAAAGCAGUAUGAACACAAGUUUGAUAAGUCAGUAGUCCAUAUUUCAGAAGCAUGGCUUGAUGAGCGUAUGCAGAUGCAAAAUGCUGAUCCCAAGGCAACUUUGGCAGAAAGAAUCUCAAUCACCGAGAGGCUUAGCAGUGAAAUCCAUAGUUUUCUUAAUACCAGGAGGUCAAGUAAACCCAAGGAUGAUAAAUUAUACAUCAGCAAUGAAAAGCAAGAUGCAAGCUUGUGCCGGCAAUCCCUUGAGUCCGUUCAUUUGCAUGGAGCCACUAGUGCUCCUCGGUUAGCUGAAGAUGACAAUGACAAUUCUGUUGCAAGCGACUUGCAUUGCUUUGAACUGAGCAUGCAUGGUCACACCAUUCAGAAUAAUGACCUUAUAGGAACUCGGCAGAGGGUCACAAGCUGCAUGUACUCACCAAUGAGAAGGCUUGAAUUUUCCAAUGGCAUACCCGUUGAAGGUUCAAGAAUCUCAACCAUGUCACCUUGUUCAAUGAAAGACAAGGCAAGGCCUAAUGGCAUCAGAGAACAACUUAAUGCUUCAACACCAGAAAUUAGCCCAUGCAACGAUGCCAAAAAUGCUCCAAGAUGUGCGCAGGAUGAAACUGUCAUGACUCAAGUCUCUCAAAGAUUGCAUGAUGACCUGUUGAAGAUCAAAUCAGAGGCUCCUCAGCAUGCGUAUCUCGGGCAAAAAUCCAAUGAUCAUCACUCCAGGGCAGGUCAAUUCCGUGAUCAAUGUACCACCUCAGGAAAUGUAUACGAUCUUUGCAGCCCAGCUCGUCAGCUCAAUCAGCGUUCAUCGUUGGAUCAUGAGAUAACCGAGGCUUCACCGACGCAUCCGUUAGAGGGGAAGAGCACAACCCUGAAAGCAAAACUACUGCAGGCAAGGCUGGAGGGGCAGCACGCCCGGAUGAGAGCAUCAGGGUAUUCCCUAACCAGCACAAGAAGGAAAUGAGAAGUGAGCUGAUACACUGAGUUCUGAUUGUGUCUGUUUCUUGCAAGAUCGUGUUGCAAUUUUAAGAGAUCUGACUUCUAGCUAUGGCACAUAUCCCUUGCAACCUUCUAGGCGUUCAUGUAACUAUCUCAUUGCAGAAUAUGUGAAUUCUAGCGGCAUCCUUUUUCUUGUUGUAGAUUAUAUAUUUUAUCUGUGGACUGUCAGAGAUAGAUUCUGGUAAUCGCAUAUUGUAAUUUUUGUACAGUAUGAACGUCUAGCUAUUGCUUUUUUUGCCAUCGUAACUCCUAAGAAAGUUUCAUUUAGAGUUUCUAUGCAUUAGUCUCAACUGUUUGUACGGUUGUACCAUGGGCCGUAUUUGGAGAAGCAGAGAAGAAAGUUUUUUUU
Molecule: messenger RNA, 2782 nt
Organism: Oryza sativa Japonica Group (Japanese rice)
Lineage: Eukaryota; Viridiplantae; Streptophyta; Magnoliopsida; Poales; Poaceae
Source: RefSeq, a predicted model, not a curated record